AUGAAUAUCAACCAAAUUCUAGUCGAGAGUUUGACUCAUCUGAACUAUGCGUUUGGAUAUAUCACCCCAGAAACGUAUAAGAUUGGCGUAAUGCCCGGUGUAGAUGCCUCGACUUUUUCUGAUUUCACAGCCUUGAAGUCCAAGAAUAGUGACCUAAAGACAUUCAUUACCCAUCUUCUCGCGUUUAUGCGGCACUAUGGCUUCGACGGCGUGGAUUUCGACUGGGAGUACCCCGGAGCGACUGACCGGCAACCUAAUGAGUUGAAUUCUGCCGAAGAUGGCGCGAACUAUAUUCUACUCAUGCAGGACAUCCAAGCGGCUUUCGAUCUUCAACCGGAAAGUUUGGUGCUUUCCUUUACCGCUCCAACUUCGUAUUGGUACCUCCGUUGGUUCGAUAUUGGCAAGAUGGCCGAAGCAGCAGACUAUAUUAACUUCAUGACAUACGACCUCCAUGGUGUAUGGGACUCGAAUAACCCCAUCGGUAAUCAAGUUCUUGCACACACUAAUCUCACAGAGAUCAAGGAAGCGCUUGAACUGCUGUGGCGUAAUAACGUGCCUCCGGCGAAGGUUAACAUAGGCCUGGCAUUUUAUUCACGAACCUUCCAGCUAAGCGAUAAAACGUGUACUACCCCCGGAUGCCCGUUUAAGGGGGGUGCUAUUGCAGGCGCAUGUACUCAAAACUCCGGAACUUUGUCCUAUAGUGAGAUCACGGAUGUCCUGGCCUCCCAAAACAUCACUCCCGUGUACGACGAGAAGGCUGGAAUCAAGUACUUCACCUGGAACCAGGACCAGUGGGCUUCGUAUGAUGAUGAGGAGACAUUCCAACAGAAGAUUGAAUUCGCGAACGAGCAAGGUCUUGGAGGGCUUCUCAUUUGGUCUGUGGAUCAGGAUGACCGCAACCUAGAUGCUCUGAGGGGUGUUUUAUACCCAGACGACGUCAAGGCAGAGAAUGAUAUUGGCGAUAAUAUAAGCUACUGGGAAAAUCAACAGCCAGGCGCCUGCGAAACCACGAGCUGCGGCGGAUCCUGUUCACCAGGUACUAUUGAGAUUACCACCGUGACGUGUCCAUCCGGUGGGAAAAAGCCGCAAAAAUUGUGUUGCCCCAUUGCCUCUGCCCCAGAUCCGACUUCCAGUAAAGACGGUGGUAAUAGUCACUGUUCAGAUGGGCGGCAAUUUUACUGUUGUCCUAUCCCCGAGGUAGCGGAUGGCGCUGGGAUCAAUUAUGGUUGGAAGGACAAAUGCUCGGAUGACCAGACUAUCCUAACCUUUGCCGGUACAUUUCUGGAAGAUAUCGCGCCUAUCGCGGGUCUCGCGGGUUUGUUUGGACCGGACCUUGAGGAUGCGCUUGACCAGUUAGAUAUUGAUAAUGAGAAGCAGUACUGCUGCGGAAAGGAAGAGGCAACGAACUGGAAAGACUGCUACUGGGCUGGAACGACCGGCAAGUUCCUUAACAGCUGCGACGAUAACCAUUGUAAUACUGGGAUUGAAGUGGAGUUGACAACAAGCUACUUCGGUGAAGGGGAGACGUGUGCUCCAAUGUAUGAAAGACAGCGGGCGUUCUGCUGCACGCCUGCGAGUGGACAAAGUCUAUUUCUGCCUGUUCCACUGGAAUACCUCUUCCCGAAUCCCCCCAGCUCCAACAUCGCAGAUCCGGUCUUCAAUCUCGAAGUUGAUGAUACUUGGGGAACAGGAAAUGCCGAGGGAGAAGACGAGCGGACCACGGCUUUUUCCACCCCAGCUUGUCAUUCGUUGUAUAUUUCCUAG
Molecule: messenger RNA, 1764 nt
Organism: Talaromyces marneffei
Lineage: Eukaryota; Fungi; Ascomycota; Eurotiomycetes; Eurotiales; Trichocomaceae
Exons: 8
Coding region: 1-1764 (587 amino acids)
Biological process (GO): carbohydrate metabolic process
Molecular function (GO): hydrolase activity, hydrolyzing O-glycosyl compounds; chitin binding
Source: RefSeq, a predicted model, not a curated record